UAACCUUAUGGAGAGAAAGGACUUUGAGACAUGGCUUGAUGACAUUUCUGUUACAUUUCUUUCUCUGACGGACUUGCAGAAAAAUGAAACUCUGGAUCACCUGAUUAGUCUGAGUGGGGCAGUCCAGCUCAGGCAUCUCUCCAAUAACCUGGAGACUCUCCUCAAGCGGGACUUCCUCAAACUCCUUCCCCUGGAGCUCAGUUUUUAUUUGUUAAAAUGGCUCGAUCCUCAGACUUUACUCACAUGCUGCCUCGUCUCUAAACAGUGGAAUAAGGUGAUAAGUGCCUGUACAGAGGUGUGGCAGACUGCCUGUAAAAAUUUGGGCUGGCAGAUAGAUGAUUCUGUUCAGGACGCUUUGCACUGGAAGGUUUAUUUGAAGGCUAUUUUGAGAAUGAAGCAACUGGAGGGCCAUGAAGCCUUUGAGACCAUAUCAUUAAUUGGACACAGUGCCAGAGUGUAUGCACUUUACUACAAAGAUGGACUCCUCUGUACAGAAAUAUAGUCACAAAAUGCUGACUGGACCAAAAAGCUGAGAGGACCUUAAAGAUUAUCUAGACCUGUGCUGUCCAGUGUGG
Molecule: messenger RNA, 575 nt
Organism: Mesoplodon densirostris (Blainville's beaked whale)
Lineage: Eukaryota; Metazoa; Chordata; Mammalia; Artiodactyla; Ziphiidae
Product: F-box/WD repeat-containing protein 2-like
Exons: 1
Coding region: 8-502 (164 amino acids)
Molecular function (GO): protein binding
Source: RefSeq, a predicted model, not a curated record